GCGCGCGUGAUUCCUCAAGUUCUCGCAAGCAGGCUCUGACCGCCACGUCCGAAACAAGUGAAUGUGAAAAGUGCCGACGCUUUCAAAACUAUUUAAUUGUUGUGAUAUUUAAAACUCUUACGGGAUACAUAAGUAACAAUUAAACUUUCGGGAAGAUAUGUAAGUAUUCUAAAGCUUAGCUCAUGGACUAUAUCAGAAUUAUGGUUUUUGGAUUACCUCAUACUUACAAUCUGAGAUACGAAUAUUUUGUAGAGUUGUGUACCUUUCCAAAUUCCCAUGAAAAAUCUAAAGACUGAAAUGAAAAAAAAAUCUUAUCUGUACAUAAGAUAAAAUUUGCACCAGUGGCAGGAACUAAAACUGCAUUUAAUUAAUAAAAUGAUUUAUUACAUGCGACAUAAUGUUUGUCAUUGAAGUAAUAUCUUUUGUUUUGUGAACAUAUUUAUUUAUAUAUCACUGCAACGUAUUUAUCUCCAGAAAUCAAGAAAGACAUCCCAACAACUGUGUUUCGUAAAUGUUUUUAUUCUUUUGAGCAGCUGGACUAUAAUUCUUGCGGUUGAAUUCUUCGAAGUGCUCGAUAGACUAAAUACGCAGAACAAACUAUUUAGGCGAGGAAUAUAAAUUAAGUGCGGUGUGUCAUCGUUAUAGGAUCCGUGAAACUGCGAUCAUUUCAUGAAGAGAAGCUCCAAGCAUGUGCAGACAAAUGAUGUUCGUCAAAUUGAGUGCAACUCUCAUUGUCUACGCAUCAGUUCAGGUGGCGGUAGUGACUUCACAAGAUUACGACGUCUCGGACGUACAGUGCACUUUCGGCAGUAACAGUGGGGUCGACGCGCACAAGACUCACGGCCUUACUGCCACUAGAGACACCAUCGCAGCGAGGCUCCGCAAGCCUGAGGGCUUCAAAGGAUCUCCGAUUUUCGCAGACGACCGACAAGUAGAUCCGCUAACUGAUGUUUUCUGCCAGAUCCGACCCGACGUAACAGAUAGUGAAGAACUCACGUAUGAUCUGCUCAUCACAGACUUUUCGAGAUGUGGAGUUCUCAAGAGAAACGGGUUUGUGCACGUUCGAAUCUGGUUCCCGCAGUUCCCGGGUGUGGUCAUGAUGUCUGACCAGGAGCUAAUCAUCAUGUGCAAACCGCCUGAACCAACCAUUAUCGAAAACAAGGCGGCUGGGUUCGCCGGCAGCUUUCCAAAUGGUGCUCGAGUAUCGGGAGUGGUGGAGGAGACACCAGGGCGCCUUGAGUACGAGGUGGCAUUAUACAAAGAGGCGCCCCCCAUCAGAGUGGGCAACAACAGUAACAGUGAGCUGCCUGUGGACCAAGCAGUGCCCAUAGGAACCAAACUGCAGCUGCGAGCUAGGAUCAACCCUGACUCAGCAUGGAAAUACGUGAAGCUCAUGGAAGUUACCGUCUCCCCUGACCCUGAUGAUCCUCACAUGAGUGGCAGCGUUGCUCUUGUAAAGGAUGGAUGCCGUAACCGAGACUUUGCAUCAAUCAUCCCGCACCAGCCAGCUCGUUACAGGGAACGCCAUAACGAAGUGUUUCUUGAUUUUGAAGCAUUCCUGCUGAGCAACAUGAGAGAGCGUUCCACGCUGUGGAUCCAUUCCCAGAUUAAAGCAUGCAUGGAUGCCACGGACUGCCAACCUGAAUACUGCCUGGAUUUGUUUGAGCCAGCUGGUCAUGGAAGAAGAAAGCGCCGCCACAACUAUUAUCCAGGCUCUGUGACAAAUCAGUCAUACUUCUAUGAUCAUGAUGACAGCCAUCAUAAUUCUGGUGUUGUACAGAUUCCCCAUGCUGAGGCACUAACAAGCCGUUACAACACAACUCCUUCUCAAUUUACCAAGUUCAACGAGAAUAUUGAAUAUACAGUUCUCAUGCCUGGAGACUUUUAUCACAGUGCUGCCAACUCACUCGAAGGAUCCUGCAGCACAUUCCUAGUAAUUGCAGCAGUCCUGGGAUGCUUGCUCUUUUUGUCGGCAUUCAUCAUGUGUUACCUUGUCUCCCGCCUACACUCUACACUUGCAUCAACUCAACAUACACGUUCAAUUGACCAGCUAGUACGAGACCACAAGCGAAAGUAUUCUGUUGGUCCUAGUGACAUUGCAGUGGUAGAGACAAGUGGCUAUACAGGAAGAAACACAGUACAGUGAUACAUGGAUUAUGUCAGAUCUUGGCAAAAAUAUGAUUUAUGUGAAAUGCAGAUAAAACUGACAAAUCAAACUCUCAAUUUUCAAGGGAGAAUUGUGUUCAACGGAAUUACAUCAAUGCUUUGGAAUUGAUGUUGAAGUGAGAGGUGCAUGCCCACUGCUGGGGACCAGGAGCAAUAUCUGGGAAUGGGUGAUGAGGAAUCUACAGAUCAUGAAUUGGCACUCCAUAUAAAUGCGUAAUGUACUGAAGUGCCAACACUAAGUAAGAUUCCUCCUCCUUCCUUAAAGUUUUAUACCCUCCAAUUGCCUAUUUCCUGCCAUUUCCCCAGUAUUUGCUUUCAGUCAGGUUAUGUUUGGAGGUGCUACUUUUAGAAAUAUAAAAAAAAGGUGCUGGUAUUCAGGUGUUAGUAUGGGAUGGAAUAUAUUUGAAGUUUUCCUUGCAUCACCAAUGUAUUCUGAAUUACCAAAAUUCAGGAUAUAUAAAAUAAAGUGUAUGCAUAUUUCAAACUCUACUAUUGUCAUUUUCAGUAAACUAUUCUGUAUUUAUGGGCUGUCAAAAAGUUGUGCCAGUACAAUAUAUCCUGAUAUGGUUAAAGUGGAUUUGCAUGAGGUCUUGUAAAUAAAUAAAAAGAAACAGAUCAGGGGAAGAGAAGAAUCUUCUGGGAUGUAAAGCUGUGUAAUCCAGUCACUCACCAUUCUGUAGGAAUGUUGGUGAACUUUCAUCAGAGUACACAGCAUCACCUCCCAGAAGACAGUACUUUCUAUGGUCGCUGCUGUGAGAGCCACAGAACCAGCAAAUGUUAAAAUGGUUUAUAUUACCUUUAGUUCCUGUCCUUAGUCAACUGUUUGUGUUUAUACUAAAAUGGGUGGGGUUUUGGGAGGCAGGAGGGUUUUCCUACUCUGUUAUAGGAGCUUUAUACUUUAACAGUUUUCAAGCCAAGGUAAAAUUACGAAAAGAAAAUCUAAUCCACAAGCUAAAACAUGUUGUUGCAUAAAUAUUUUAUUUUAACUAUGAAUUUUGACUUGGUGAUUUAAAAUUACUGUUGUUUUCCAGAUGGAUUAAUACAUUUACUUGUCCUUGGCCAUUCAUGAUGUUUUCCUUCAUCCUCAGAAAUCUUGUUCACUUGUAUAUUUCUAUGUGUACAUAAAUUUCUAUUUUAAAAACUAGCAAACAGGCACUGUAAACUCUUUGGAGACAGUAGGAUCCAAUUCUUUCAGUCAUCUUCUUGCACAUCAAAUACAUCUUCAGAAGAAGUACCAGUGUUUCAGAAAAGGAUAUCUCAUGCAAAACAGGUAAAAGUUUAAAUCAAGACUUACUGUCAUGUUUUAUCUGACAAUGUUUGAACCAGCUGAUGAAUGUAAUAAAAUUUAAUGCAAGCAUCAUACAAACAGAUGUUACCAUAUAUUUGUACUGUGCAACUUCCUAUCGAGAAUACAAAAUGUUAGCCUUACUUGGUUUUAUUAAAACCACAUAUCCCAAUUGUGAAUUAUGGUGGAGAGCUUUGAAUAUUCUCAAAACAAGAACCAAAUGAAAUAAGGGUUAUCAGAUGAUAUCUUCAAACAUUUCAUUGAUUCUUGAGUUAUUUAAGGAAGCCUCAGAGUAGCAAAUGACAGAAUUAUUAUGAAUGACAAAAUGAGAAGGCUGUAAAUAAGGAGUGGUCAUAGCAAUCCCACCAUUGCUUGGGGGAAUUGUAGAAGACCCCAGAGAGGACAGUCACUCUCUGGGUCCAGAUUCAGACCCAUGAUCUCCUGAAAACACAGCAGAAGUAUUAACAACCCCAGUGAAAAAUUUGGUAGAAAUAUUUAAGCAAAUAAAAAGUUUAUUAAUCAACCAUCAUUAUAUUUUACCCAUAGAACACAAAGAAAUGGCAGAUAUUUUGACUAAAAUCUGUUAUCUUAUACAUAUAAAACUGGUCUUGUCUAAACCAUGCAAAAAUAUACAUGGAGUGUUCAUCCUUUUGUUCCAAAUAUUCAAGUAGCAUAUGAACAAAUUACACUCUAGGCUUUCACAGAUAAAGCUAUCCUGUACUUAAGCACCAUGUCAUAAAGGCAUAAGGAGAGUCUGAGGUAAAGCUCCUUGUAUUCUAGACCUCAAUAUUAAAUAAAGAUGAAUGGUCAGCUUGACACUCCAGUGGUCUCACCCAUCAAGCCCAUAUGACAGCAAUCUAACACACAGAUAUCCCAAUUUGUCUCAAUAUACUGAAGUGACAUUAGGUACUGAACAUUUUGCAUGCUAAUAGCAUGUGUAUAUGAACAGCUGUGUGUUAGUAGCAAAGACUUAUUCUGAACAAAUAAUUCACAACAAAUUUUAAAGCUCUUUUCCACCCCACUGCAAUUCAUUUUGUAACUACAAAAGGAUGAAAUCCAUAAUACUAUGCAUGGCUAUUACAUGAAUGUAAAAAACAGAGUAACUCAGGUCCCGUUUAAAAUAUCUGCUCUUGACUAAAAUAUGAUAUACACUUUGAUUAAAGCAGUAGCAACAAUGAACAUUUGUUAUCAGGGGUAGAAAUGGAAUUUCAGAGUUAGGUAGACACUCCAAAUCAGUGGAUAAGCUUGGGAGAGUAACCAACUCAUAUAAAAACCAAACUAUUAUAAUGGAGGCCAUCAAUUCAAUUCUACAUGUAUCAUUGUUCAGAAAAACAGUUUGAUGUCUUGAGGCAAUGGAAAUAACUUUCUCAAAAUGAAGGGCUCUGGAACUAAGAUGAUGGUGUCUACCCCCCCAUUUCCAGUCCUGUUCAUAUCUCAUUUAUAUGACUAGUACUUCCAAUGUGUAUUUACAGGAAACAACACGGAUCUCAACAAAAUCCAAUCUACUAAUUAGCACUCCUGUACCUUAAGUUCACUGCUUCCAU
This is a messenger RNA of Cryptotermes secundus, 4995 nucleotides long. RefSeq lists its product as uncharacterized. Bases 689 to 2146 code for a protein of 485 amino acids. NCBI's taxonomy places the organism in Eukaryota, Metazoa, Arthropoda, Insecta, Blattodea, Kalotermitidae. The transcript is spliced from 9 exons. The record is from RefSeq and is a predicted model, not a curated record.